GCAGUAGCCGAGAGAGUCAGGGUGAAAGCGGAGGAAGCUGGGUCGGCCCUGAGGGGCUGUUGGUAAGUUGUAGCCAUCAUGACCACCCGGCAAGCCACGAAGGAUCCCCUCCUCCGGGGUGUAUCUCCUACCCCUAGCAAGAUUCCGGUACGCUCUCAGAAACGCACGCCUUUCCCCACUGUUACAUCGUGCGCCCUGGACCAGGAGAACCAAGAUCCAAGGAGAUGGGUGCAGAAACCACCGCUCAAUAUUCAACGCCCCCUCGUUGAUUCAGCAGGCCCCAGGCCGAAAGCCAGGCACCAGACAGAGACAUCACAAAGAUUGGUGGGGAUCACUCAGCCUCGGAACCCCUUGGAGGAGCUCAGGCCUAGCCCUAGGGGUCAAAAUGUGGGACCUGGGCCCCCUGCCCAGACAGAGGCUCCAGGGACCAUAGAGUUUGUGGCUGACCCUGCAGCCCUGGCCACCAUCCUGUCAGGUGAGGGUGUGAAGAGCUGUCACCUGGGGCGCCAGCCUAGUCUGGCUAAAAGAGUACUGGUUCGAGGAAGUCAGGGAGGCACCACCCAGAGGGGCCAGGGUGUUCGGGCCUCUGCAUAUUUGGCCCCCAGAACCCCCACCCACCGACUGGACCCUGCCCGGGCUUCCUGCUUCUCUAGGCUGGAGGGACCAGGACCUCGAGGCCGGACAUUGUGCCCCCAGAGGCUACAGGCUCUGAUUUCACCUUCAGGACCUUCCUUUCACCCUUCCACUCGCCCCAGUUUCCAGGAGCUAAGAAGGGAGACAGCUGGCAGCAGCCGGACUUCAGUGAGCCAGGCCUCAGGAUCGCUCCUGGAGACCCCGGUCCAGCCUGCUUUCUCUCUCCCUAAAGGAGAACAUGAGGUUGUCACUCACGCAGAUGAAGGAGGUGUGGCCUCUCUUGGUCUGGCCCAGCGAGUACCAUUAAGAGAAAACCGAGAAAUGACACAUACCAGGGACAGCCAUGACUCCCACCUGAUGCCCUCCCCUGCCCCUGUGGCCCAGUCCUUGCCUGGCCAUGUGGUGCCAUGUCCAUCACCCUUUGGACGGGCUCAGCGUGUACCCUCCCCAGGCCCUCCAACACUGACCUCAUAUUCAGUGUUGCGGCGUCUCACCGUUCAACCUAAAACCCGGUUCGCACCCAUGCCAUCAACCCCCACAGUUCAGCAGGCCCAGUGGCUGCAUGGUGUCUCCCCUCAGUCCUCCUCUGAAGAUCCUGCCCUGCCCUGGGAGCAGGUUGCCGUCCGGUUGUUUGACCAGGAGAGUUGUAUAAGGUCACUGGAGGGGUCUGGGAAACCACCUGUGGCCACUCCUUCUGGACCCCACUCUAACAGAACCCCCAGCCUCCAGGAGGUGAAGAUUCAACGCAUCGGUAUCCUGCAGCAGCUGUUGAGACAGGAGGUAGAGGGGCUGGUAGGGGGCCAGUGUGUCCCCCUUAACGGAGGCUCUUCUUUGGAUAUGGUUGAACUUCAGCCCCUGCUGACUGAGCUUUCUAGAACUCUGAAUGCCACAGAGCAUAACUCUGGGACUUCCCACCUUCCUGGACUGUUAAACCACUCAGGGCUGCCAAAGCCCUGCCCUCCAGCAGAGCCUGGGCGCCCAGAGGCCUUCUAUAGGAGUAAGCCUGAGAUACCAGAGCCCUCCCCCCAGGAACAGCUUGAAGUACCAGAGCCCUGCCCUUCAGCAGAGCCCGGGCCCCCAGAAUCCUGCUGUAGGAGUGAGCCUGAGAUACCAGAGCCCUCUGGCCAGGAACAGCUUGAGGUACCAGAGCCCUGCCCUCCAGCAGAACCCGGGCCCCUUCAGCCCAGCACCCAGGGGCAGACUGGACCCCCAGGGCCCUGCCCUAGGGUAGAGCUGGGGGCAUCAGAGCCCUGCACCCUGGAACAUAGAAGUCUAGAGUCCAGCCUACCACCCUGCUGCAGUCAGUGGGUUCCAGCAACCACCAGCCUGAUCUUCUCUUCCCAACACCCGCUUUGUGCCAGCCCCCCUAUCUGCUCACUCCAGUCUCUGAGACCCCCAGCAGGCCAGGCAGGCCUCAGCAGUCUGGCCCCUCGAACCCUAGCCCUGAGGGAGCGCCUCAAAUCGUGUUUAACCGCCAUCCACUGCUUCCACGAGGCUCGUCUGGACGAUGAGUGUGCCUUUUACACCAGCCGAGCCCCUCCCUCAGGCCCCACCCGGGUCUGCACCAACCCUGUGGCUACAUUACUCGAAUGGCAGGAUGCCCUGUGUUUCAUUCCAGUUGGUUCUGCUGCCCCCCGGGGCUCUCCAUCAUGAGACAACCACUCCUGCCCUGCCGUGC
Messenger RNA from Nomascus leucogenys (northern white-cheeked gibbon), 2311 nucleotides. It is a transcript of the gene TROAP, whose product is annotated as trophinin associated protein. The record is from RefSeq and is a predicted model, not a curated record. Lineage: Eukaryota; Metazoa; Chordata; Mammalia; Primates; Hylobatidae.